ACUACUUGCUACCCAUGGACUAGUAUUAGAUAACACUGCAGUCAAGGGGAAGGAGGCAGCAUUUCAUCAUUCAGUUUACAGUUUCUGCACAAGCUUUUAUAACAUGUGCUACAGGGGGAUCCACUCUCUGUUGGAAUGCUAUAGGGACCCAUAUAUACCUUUGUCAAUCUUUCAUACUGUUCUGUCAGUAAUUGGGACACCUGACAGGGAGCCUGCGUGUGAUCACUGAUGGUGCCACAGAUUUGAAGGUGUAUCCCACAGCUUUUAUUUCCUUCCUCAUUGCCAGGCCUUCUCUACAACCGUGGAAGAGUUCAGGACACUCCCAUGUGCCUUUUCAGCUCUACUUUCCACUCUUUAUGGGAAGAUCACUUUCCUCCAGUCUUUGAUGCAGGUUUCCCCUAUCCUGGGUACAACAUACAUCCUAAGCUAUGGAGCUGGUGUGCUAUGGAUUGGGCAAAGUUUCCUUUGUGCUUCUGUCCUUAACAGUUACCACACCGUUCAUUCUGAGAUCUACCAUCCAGCUAUUGAGCCUCAGGAUUAUGAGAUGAUUGACUUUUUGGUGAAAAGAUUUAAGCUCUGGCUAGGACUCAGCAAAACUAAAGAGUUUCGUCACAAAGUGAAAUUUGAAGGGAUGGACUCCUUGAUUUCCCACUCUUCUGGAAACUCCAAAAGGUCUUGCCUUCCAUCUCCUGGCACCAACAUUCGCUGUGCUAGUGCAACCAUUUCUUCCUUCAGCUCUGAAGAGCUGGUGUUUACUGACAGCCCUAUCUCUGAUCCAAGCAAUGUAGGCUUUUACCUGGAGCACCUGCCUUCUGCAGUUAAUGAUCUCCUGGACUGCUUUGAUAAGGUCCUAAAGGUGAUGGAAGAUGUGUGCCAUCUUGAGACCAGCUUGGAGGAGACUCAGAAGAGAAUUUGCAAGAAGAAGAAGGAGGAGCAGAAAAGCCUUCCCAUAGAAAAAGUAGUGGCACUCACCUCAAGAAUCCAGUUAGGACUACCAAGAACUUACAGUACCUUCUCAGAGUCUGGCUUAGCCAGGCUUAGAGUUCACCCUGUCAGGAUUUCCAGCUGCAGUGCCACUGAAGGGUGCAAGCAUCCCCCAGUGGCUACUGUAUCUCAGCAAAGUUCAGCAGGAUUCAAGGUUCUGUUGGGCAAUCUUCCAGCUUCAAGCAACCUCUGCCAAAGAACUCCUCCUUGGCCAGCUCAUUUGAUCAAAAAGAGACCAAAGAGCGAGGAAGGACAGGGAUGUCAGUGUUGUGAUGCACUUCAGAGCGAGAUCCCUUUAAAGAGGAGAGCAUGGCAGACUGAAGAAACAGGUGACAUGUAG
Messenger RNA from Rhineura floridana, 1324 nucleotides. RefSeq lists its product as uncharacterized. The record is from RefSeq and is a predicted model, not a curated record. Bases 386 to 1324 code for a protein of 312 amino acids. The transcript is spliced from 2 exons. NCBI's taxonomy places the organism in Eukaryota, Metazoa, Chordata, Lepidosauria, Squamata, Rhineuridae.